AUGGCUAAGGUGAAGAAGGAAUUAACGAGUGAGCAGCGGGUUCGAAUAAAGGCCCUUUUUGAUGCUGGCUGGAGUUACCGCCGCAUAGCCAAGGACUUGAGAUGCAGUCCAAGCACUGUAAAGUACACUUUAGACCGCCAUGAUGCCACCAAUUCACACCAGAACCGAAAGGGGAGAGGUAGAAAAAGAAACUUUCUGACAGACAAGUGA
Messenger RNA from Xyrichtys novacula (pearly razorfish), 210 nucleotides. NCBI's taxonomy places the organism in Eukaryota, Metazoa, Chordata, Actinopteri, Labriformes, Labridae. The record is from the annotation of a GenBank genome assembly.